UGUUUAUCAUUAUCAGAUAGGAUGACGUCAUGCUAUUUCCUAUUGGCUUACGUUGUUAACGAUGAAACUUGCACUAGCAACACCUAACUUGAGCGAGUGAAAUUAGUGUUGUGUCUUUAGUGUUAUUUUGUUGAAUUGUUUUCUUUUUUUCUUUCGUUAAAUUAAUUUUAAUCAACUAUAAUUCUUAGUUCACCACGUAAUUAAUUUGAUUGUAUUUUCUUUGGACUGUAAAUGUAAAGUGAAAGCAAUAUUUUUCCCUUCUUCUCCUCAUAGUGCAACCAUCAAUAACAACUGUAGUAGCAACAAUCAAGAUUUACAUCUUUUAUUACUCUACUCAAGGCAAUUAAAAUUCAACUUUGUUUGCUCAUACCCAAGAACCCUUAAUUACACGGAUGUUUGCUUCGCAUGAUCAAUCAUAUUUUUGUGAUAUUUCACAAUUUUCGCAAAUUGCUUUAUGCAAUGUUGGUUCCUAAAUAUUCUAAUUUAUCUAGUAUUUGUUCAUCUUUCUAUUGGGCCUUUCCAGUUGAACCUGUUGAGCCUUAUCCCAUAUUGACAAUCAUCUGUUGCACAUUUUGUUUUGGAACUGUUGCCAUAUUAAAAAAGAUUUGCCAUAAAUCGUUAAGAAUUUCUUAUAAACAAAAAUACGUACUUCUUGAUAAUCCUGAACUUUUGGAUAAGCACAAAUUUCCACAACCGGACGUAAACAAAACACGGAUAAAUCUUCCAAAAAUAUUGAACUACUUUAACGGCAAAAGUAACCUUAUUUUCAACAUAAAGUACUGUCGGAUAAUAACGUGUUAUCUUCAAAAAUUUAAUAACUUCGCGAACAAUUUUAGUCAUCUACUUUACUAUCAUCUUUCAUAAUAAUCAUAACAACCCAACCUUAAGAUGGACCACGAUCGUAAGCCUCCUCGUUUUAUACUUAAUUGUGGAAAGAGGCCAACAGACAAUAACGAUUCUUUGACCACCCCUAUCAUCGACCCAAACGCACCCUUAUCCACCACUGGACCUCAUUUUCCAUCUUUUGACCAUCAAACAGAUAAUGCUUUUGGUCAAUACCUUCAAGAAUUAUCUCAAUCAGUUUCAUCAGAUGUUUAUGAGAAUAACAAACAAGAAAAACCAACCAAUGCUUCGACAACUUUUCCGCCAUUUCCCUCCUUAACUACCUCUUCUAUUCCAACACCAGCUAUAAAAUAUAAUCAUCGGCAUCAGCAAUCUCAGCAGUCACAAUCACAGUCUCAACCUCAACCUCAAAUUCAAAUUCAAGCUCCCGCUCAAUCUGCGACUCAAUCUCAACAACAUCAACCUCCAUGUGCAUCCCAAGUCCCAUCUCCAUCUCAACAACACUCUAACAACCAUUCAUUGACAAAUGGACAGAACAAUCAUUCACAGCCAACUUCAAACUCAGCUUCAUCCCCACCAAAUGACGCAAAACCUAGCGUACCAUCUUUUCAUGUGUCAUCUUCAUCUGCACAUGAUUAUGCCAGUUAUAUAUCGCCAAAACAUGGAGGAAUAGAUUAUAUUUCCAUUAAUUCUAGUCAUCCCGUUCCGAUACCGGUUACAGUAAUAACUACAGGUUGUUUGUCAUCAGCAUCGUCAACUUCAACGAUUACUCCACAAUCAAGGAUCGUGGAACAUAAUCAACAAUUUAUUUCUUCAACGCCACAAUCUGUAUCAAAAUUGUCAAUUAACAACACUAGCAGUACAAGUACAGUGGCAACAUCUGACGAGGUUCCAUGUUCAUCAUCACGUUCAAAUCAUUUAUCUGUGAGUCGUCGUCUCGCACCUUUUUCCCCUGUCUCGACUGUAUCAACUUCAUCUCAAGCCUCAACUGUUGGAAAAGAAUCAAUGCAAUAUAUUUUACCAUCAGGAUCAGACGAUGAACGAUCUUCAAGAGCUACUCCAGGUCGCAAGAAAAAGAUGGAUCCAUCUCGAAGAUCAAAAUUAACGAAAAAAGAGAAAUUGGAUAAAAUAAUCAGCGAAGAGAAGCGACUUCAAGCAUCUAACACAGCUCUGAAACAGAGAAUGAAAGUCAUGGAAAAUGAUUGUAACCUAUUACAAAAUAUUAUAACAAAUAUUUUGAUAGAUGCUGCCAAACGAAAACAAAGUGAAUCUUUGCAAUCUUCUCAAGAAAACCAAGGAAAUUUGAAGGAAUCGUCAACAUAACUGAAAUUGCUUGGUUUACUUAGGAUGCUCAAGUGUUCAUGUCUAUUGAUCAGAACGUUGUCGAUAUUUGAGUUUCAACUCGUUCUUGAUCAUUUAGUUAUGAUCUAAUAAGCAAUAUGCAUUCUUAAUUUUCCAUACUCUUUUUUGACUCUGAUUAUCAUCUUUCAUCCAUCUUUGCCAUAAAAAAUAUGCAAUAUUUUUUGUUUUUCUAUGUUCAAUGUUAUAACAUAAUAAUCAUUUGGUUUUAAUAUGUUUGAUGUUUUUUGUUUAUCAGAAUAUAACAUUAUUAUAGAUUUAAAAAUCAAUAGCAAAUUCCUAGAAAUGCCUUUCAACAGAAAAAAAACAAAAUGUUUCGAUAUGUAAAGAAAAGGGUGUAAAAUUAACAUUGUUAGAGAAAAAUUAUUAUCAAACAUAGCCUUAAACCUUUAAUUGUUAACUAUUUGGUUAUGUAUGUUGCUAAACAUACGUUUUUGUUGUAAAUAAUAUAUAUUUUAUUUAUUCUUAAUCCAUUUUUUGUACAAUGCCUUUGUAUCAAACAAAGUUCAGCCAUUUGAAUUGUAAUACUUUUUCCGUCCACUGUUCACAUUAUGUCAACCUUUCUUUUCCAUGCCAUUUCAAUUUGUCCUGUUAAAUGGUUGAAAAUUUUAUCAAAAUAUCGUUUUAUGCUUUAUUCAUUCACAGUUAACCAAACAACAAGAUAGAUUCAACAUAAAUCCUGACAAUAUUAACAUUUGUGAAUUAAAUACCUUCAUAACGCAA
Tetranychus urticae (two-spotted spider mite) is the source of this 2925-nucleotide messenger RNA. RefSeq lists its product as uncharacterized. The record is from RefSeq and is a predicted model, not a curated record. Lineage: Eukaryota; Metazoa; Arthropoda; Arachnida; Trombidiformes; Tetranychidae.